AUGAUACGAUGCUACAACUGUGAUGUGACGACGACUCCACUUUGGAGAAGAGACGAUGACGGAAACACCAUUUGUAAUGCCUGUGGACUUUAUUACAAGCUACAUAAUGUACAUCGUCCACUUUCUUUAAAGAGAAAUGUUAUUCACAGACGAAAGCGU
Messenger RNA from Rhizopus microsporus ATCC 52813, 159 nucleotides. Its product is annotated as GATA-domain-containing protein. NCBI's taxonomy places the organism in Eukaryota, Fungi, Mucoromycota, Mucoromycetes, Mucorales, Rhizopodaceae. The annotation marks the transcript as partial. The record is from RefSeq and is a predicted model, not a curated record. Gene Ontology annotation, molecular function: RNA polymerase II cis-regulatory region sequence-specific DNA binding; DNA-binding transcription factor activity, RNA polymerase II-specific; zinc ion binding. Gene Ontology annotation, biological process: positive regulation of transcription by RNA polymerase II; negative regulation of transcription by RNA polymerase II. The transcript has a single exon.